CUCCUCGCAGAGCCUGCAAACCACCGACGCGGGACUGGAGCCUAGAGCGCCCCCUGCCUCCGAGGGCGUCCGCUCUAGGGGCGCUCUUUCCCGGUGGUCUCCGGCGUCCUCGCGCGGCUUCCAGUCCUCCUCGGGCUCGGCUGAGGCGGCCGCGGCGAUUCCUUGGGUGGGGGAGCGGGACUAUCCAGAGCCAUCCGCCAACAUGGUGAACUUCACGGUCGACCAGAUCCGAGCGAUCAUGGACAAGAAGUCCAAUAUCAGGAACAUGUCCGUGAUCGCUCACGUUGACCACGGGAAGUCGACUCUCACAGACUCAUUGGUGUGUAAAGCGGGCAUCAUAGCUUCAGCCCGAGCAGGCGAGACGCGAUUUACCGACACGCGGAAAGACGAGCAGGAAAGAUGCAUCACCAUCAAGUCUACGGCCAUUUCUCUGUACUACGAACUCUCAGAAAACGACUUAGCCUUCAUCAAGCAGUCCAAAGAUGGUGCCGGCUUCCUCAUUAAUUUGAUCGACUCCCCCGGGCACGUGGAUUUCUCCUCAGAAGUCACGGCUGCUCUUCGUGUCACAGACGGCGCCCUUGUAGUGGUCGACUGUGUUUCGGGGGUUUGCGUGCAGACGGAGACCGUCCUCCGCCAGGCGAUCGCCGAGCGUAUCAAGCCGGUGCUGAUGAUGAACAAGAUGGAUCGGGCCCUGCUGGAGCUGCAGCUGGAGCCGGAAGAGCUCUACCAGACCUUCCAGCGCAUCGUGGAAAACGUCAACGUGAUCAUUUCCACUUACGGAGAGGGUGAAACUGGACCCAUGGGUAAUAUUAUGAUUGAUCCAGUCAUCGGCACCGUCGGCUUCGGCUCCGGCCUGCACGGCUGGGCUUUCACCCUGAAGCAGUUUGCUGAGAUGUACGUGGCCAAAUUUGCUGCCAAAGGAGAGAAGGUGCAGCUCUCGGCGGCCGAAAGGGCGAAGAAAGUAGAAGACAUGAUGAAGAAGCUGUGGGGGGACAAGUAUUUCGACCCGGCGGCUGGGAAAUUCAGCAAGUCCGCAAACACUCCCGAUGGAAAGAAGUUGCCACGGACCUUCUGCCAACUCAUCCUGGACCCCAUUUUUAAGGUCUUUGAUGCCAUUAUGAACUUCAAGAAGGAGGAGGCCUCCAAGCUGAUAGAGAAACUGGACAUCAAGCUGGACGUGGAAGACCGAGAAAAAGAAGGGAAGCCGCUUCUUAAGGCCGUCAUGCGUCGCUGGCUUCCCGCUGGAGACGCUUUACUUCAGAUGAUCACCAUCCACCUGCCUUCCCCAGUUACGGCACAGAAAUACCGCUGUGAACUUCUGUACGAGGGGCCUCCCGACGACGAGGCCGCCAUGGGCGUUAAGAACUGCGACCCCAAGGGCCCUCUGAUGAUGUACAUCUCCAAAAUGGUGCCCACGUCCGACAAAGGCCGUUUCUACGCCUUCGGGCGAGUCUUCUCCGGCAUCGUCUCCACCGGCCAGAAGGUGCGCAUCAUGGGCCCAAACUACACCCCAGGAAAGAAGGAAGAUCUCUACCUGAAGCCCAUUCAGAGAACCAUUUUGAUGAUGGGUCGUUAUGUUGAGCCCAUUGAGGAUGUCCCUUGUGGCAACAUUGUUGGCCUAGUUGGUGUUGACCAGUUUUUGGUGAAGACGGGCACCAUUACCACCUUUGAACACGCCCACAACAUGAGAGUGAUGAAAUUUAGUGUUAGCCCCGUGGUGCGUGUGGCAGUGGAAGCCAAAAACCCCGCCGACCUACCCAAGCUAGUGGAAGGUCUAAAGCGUCUCGCCAAGUCUGACCCUAUGGUCCAGUGCAUCAUUGAGGAAUCCGGUGAGCACAUCAUCGCCGGGGCUGGCGAGCUGCAUCUAGAAAUCUGCCUCAAGGACCUGGAAGAGGACCACGCCUGUAUCCCCAUCAAGAAAUCCGACCCGGUCGUAUCUUACCGAGAGACGGUGUGCGAAGAGUCGGUCCAGAUGUGCUUGUCCAAAUCCCCCAACAAGCAUAACCGGCUGUACAUGAAAGCCCGCCCGUUCCCUGACGGGUUGGCGGAAGACAUCGACAAAGGAGACGUCAGCUCCCGCCAAGAGCUGAAGCAGCGGGCUCGGUACCUGGCGGAGAAGUACGAAUGGGACGUGUCCGAAGCCCGGAAGAUCUGGUGCUUUGGCCCCGAUGGGACAGGCCCCAAUAUUUUGGUGGACAUCACAAAGGGUGUCCAGUACCUCAACGAAAUCAAAGACAGCGUGGUGGCUGGAUUUCAGUGGGCGACGAAAGAGGGUGUUCUUUGUGAGGAAAACAUGCGGGGGGUUCGAUUCGACAUCCAUGAUGUUACCCUCCACGCCGACGCCAUCCAUCGUGGUGGGGGGCAGAUCAUCCCCACGGCAAGGAGGGUCCUGUAUGCCUCGGCCCUCACUGCCCAGCCCCGACUAAUGGAGCCCAUCUACCUUGUAGAGAUUCAG
Messenger RNA from Gekko japonicus, 2455 nucleotides. Its product is annotated as elongation factor 2-like. The annotation marks the transcript as partial. Gene Ontology annotation, biological process: translational elongation. Gene Ontology annotation, molecular function: GTP binding; ribosome binding; translation elongation factor activity. Gene Ontology annotation, cellular component: cytosol; ribonucleoprotein complex. The record is from RefSeq and is a predicted model, not a curated record. Lineage: Eukaryota; Metazoa; Chordata; Lepidosauria; Squamata; Gekkonidae. The transcript is spliced from 13 exons.